AUGUUUUUAUCCUCAGAUCCGGCGACGAAGUUCCCAGUACAAAACGAUUCGGACUACGACGACGGCUCGCAGACGCAAUCGCCACCAGCCACCAGUCCUCCAGAGAUCAUCCGAUCACAGUGGUCUGCCGAGAGUGCUCUAGAUCAACUGUAUCAACGCAGCAUGCCGUCCGGAUGGCUAGAGGAGGAAUUUCAUUCCGGUGUGCUGGGGGAAUCGUCCAAGCGAAGCCCGCAGAUAAAGCAAGAAGGAAUUGAAGACAUACAAGACGUAUCACAGCAGAUACAGCCUGAGAUGCGGGCCGGCUUCUUUCCAAAGUCGAUCUCAGAAACUCUAGGGUUAUUUGAACCGUACCUACCUCCAUCCCUCACCUCGUCACUGAACCCUUCAUCAACGAGCGAACGCAUGCUGAAUGCCAUUCACCAAUACGACUGGAGCAAUGGGAGGCCGGCUCACAACAACGACGGCUACAUAAUGGAUGGGGUCCCCAUCCUCCAACGGUCAAACUACUACACUUGGCACCCUGACGUCGAACAUGGGCUUCCGCUCGAAAAUAACCGGGCGGGAGAAACAGGACCAAGAACAGGGGCCCAUGGAGACAGAGAAGAUGGACAACAGGUUGAUCCGUGGCGCUCGCUUCAAGAUGGACAGCUUCCAGCGCCCUAUCAAACACAAUAUCGUCCUCAUUUGCGAAGCCCUCCGGAGCAGCAAUCGCUCACCAUCAAGACAGAGCGAGCAGGCUCACCAGAAACUGAUAACGAUUUCCGGGAGCAGACACCUGACUACUCCCAGUACGGGGCUGAACCUAAUCGCAUGUCAGAAGACUUCCGAGCCGACAGUACCUCGCCAUACGAAACGCAGGUGUCUCGGUUUGGAGACGCUGCUUUCCAUGGUGCGUUGGCACAGGUCCAGCCAGAGCUUUCCCGGGAGCAGCACGACUAUGCCCGCGAACAAGUCCGAGCACUGUCGAAUGUGGAUACCCAGUCGACCGAGUCAGACAAGCCUCGCAACUGCCCCUGCGGCUGUGUCAGAGGACAGUGUACUUGUCAUCCCCUCUUCUGCGAAUUUCUAGGUUGCAAUCAUAUCGAGGAUGCGAAACAAUUGACAGCCGAAGCACAGAGGAAAUGGCGCUCUGAGGAUGCGGAAGUAGAAAUUUGUGGUGGUCGAGGUCAUCAUCAGACGUGUGUCUGUCUUCCUGGACUCUGCGCUUGCACGGAUUGCCAUGAACAUCAUGCGAGCCAUGGACAAGCUCAGGAGCAUCCAGAGUCAAGCGCGACAGAGACGGCAUACCUGUGUUCAGCGGGAGAAUGCGGCGGUAGCAAUUGUCCUGGACAUAUAGGCCACAGCGAUGGCAGUCAAACUUCGUCCAUGUCGGCACGUGGAGCUGGAAAGUCAGAUCAAGCCUCAGAGCCGCCAGUCUCAGCACAUGACAGCAUCCCGGAUGGCGAUUUGCUUUCGGCUGGGGAUGGCACAUUUGCUGUCCAAAGGAACUUCAUAUGGGGAAUAAACAACGACAGUAUCAGACGAUUUGAAGAGGAAGUACUCCGAAAGAGGCCAGUUAUGACACAGCAAGAGAGAAAUGAAGCCUUGCUGAUGUUCCACCUUCGCGAGAGACUACGCGAGUCUGCCAAACCGGGGCACAAAGCUUGUGAAGAGCCAGAGGCAGCCUGGCCGACAUCUGUUGGGCAGGCGAAAGACCAGACCUCGACUGGAGCAUGCUCUUGCUCGAAUGGUGCAUUGUGUCAAUGCCCUUUGGGGUUCUGCAGUUGCGGCAAGGCUGUCUCAUCGGCUUCGUCGACUGCGAUCAGAGGGAAAAACGACAAGAUAUCCGCGGAAGUUUCGAGGGAUAAUCCUCCGACCCUGCCAUACCCUUCUAUGUCUGUUCCGCCGAGCCGGCCACUCAAUAUUGCUCCCAGCCCAGAGAGAAGCCAGGACAACCGGCCGGCACACUUGACGUUGUCAGAACUGAUUGGCGAAUCAUCUUCAAGUGACCAAACAGGGGCAAUGACACCGGCAAGUUCUGGCAAUCGGCCAUCCCAGAUAUCCAUGAGUCGACCGGAUACACCUCGCCCACCUCCAGAGUCAGGAACAUUCACACCAUACUCGUACCAAGUGCUCCAAGAUUAUGUCCGACAAAGUGUUGAGCGAGAGUUCCCGCGUCCAAACUGGCAACGUGAGUCGACACCUGCGUAUGAAGACCGCUCUGCCACGCCAUCACCGCUCUCCAGGCAUGGCGCAGACGUGGUUAUGCGAGACGCUCCAGGCGGUCCCGCACAACCGUCCUUUGGCCGACAAGUCUCUCUCCCUCCGUCGAUGCUGCAGCCGGGACGCAGUCGAACGCAGUCUCCCGAAAGACCAGCAGUUCCUCCAAUUCCGGCCAGCAAUGGUCCGCUGAGACAGCCCAAACGUGGGGAGAGAAGGAAAUCUGCCGUUCAGGGGGCCAAGAUCGACAAGAGAGCUGUGACAGCCUCUGCAACAACUAAGGCAAGCUCUUCCACGAAAGCCAAGAGCAGGAAAGUCACGGCAGCCCGCCAACCGACGGCAUCGGUCGGGAAAUUUGUGGAACAGGCGAAGAAGACAGAGAAGGAAGCUGUGGCCACUGCUGGUGCGGCUGGGGCUGCUCGGGGCCAAGAAGCGGCCCAUAAGAAGGCAGUACAGCAAACGGCCAAAGGCAAGGUCGCUGCAGCAGUCGAGAAGAUCGAACAGCAGGUGCUCUAUGUUGAGAUAAGCAGUAAUGUGAAGCAGAAAGAUGGGACGCCGGUUCGGAGAAGCAAGCGGGCGAACAAGGGGUUCAGGACCUCGCUGGGUUGA
Molecule: messenger RNA, 2808 nt
Organism: Capronia coronata CBS 617.96
Lineage: Eukaryota; Fungi; Ascomycota; Eurotiomycetes; Chaetothyriales; Herpotrichiellaceae
Exons: 1
Coding region: 1-2808 (935 amino acids)
Source: RefSeq, a predicted model, not a curated record